UCUACUUUAACUUUUCGUUUGUCCUCAUAACAUUACAAUUAUUGAUACAGUACUUGGAAGGAGUGGUUUUAUUUUAUACUUUUAGCUGUGUUUUUAUUUAAUUUUUAUUUUGUAAUUUUUUUCGCGAAAUCUAACCGAAAAGAUGUGUAAUAACGAAAAUGAUCAACAUAAAACCUACCAAGAAGAUAGUAGGAUCCCUUGUCGAUAUGGAAUUGAAUGUUACCAAAAGAAUCCUGUUCACCACAAAAUAUACAAACAUCCACCUACAGAACACGUUAAAAAGCAAAUUAUUACAAAACAUUCAAAAAAAAGGAAAACGCAAGAUGACAGAAAGACGAAAAAAAAGAACAGCAGUGAAGUAUUAAACGAUUCUCAGAAGAAAAAAGUGCAGAAGAUACACGAUAAUAUGACUGAUGAAAGCAUUGUGUCCACUGUUGAUAAUACUGCAAACAAUGAUGAUAAAAAAAUCAAAACCACAGAAGAUGUAUCGAAUUCUGAGUUGGCAGAGUCUGUAAACCAUUCAGUUAAUCGAAUUACCAUUACAUCAUUAUUAAAAGAUUGCAAUAUUAACAUUGAAAGUGGCAAAUUACUUCCAAGUGAUGCGCAAACAGUUAUUUCAUGCUUGUUUCUCACUGAAAUGCCAGAAGAUUUCUUUCAAUUUUUUGAAUUUUGUAAGAGCAUUUCUAAAACGGAUCCUUUGAAUGCAUUAAAAAAUCUUCAAUUGCAACUUGUGGGUCCCUAUGAUGUGUUCAAGGAUGAUUUUUUAAGUUCUAAUGUUAGUGAUAAAAAAGCAUUGCUGAGGCACUGGAGAUAUUAUUAUGAUCCAGCAGAAUUUCAAACUGUUAUUAAAAUUGAUGACAAAGAUAAUUUGCAUUUUGGUUAUUGGAGAGACGAUAGUUUGGAGAAGCCUGUGUUCGUAGCAAAGAACAAAGCAAAUGUAAAUUGUAUAAUUGAACCUGUUGCGGAAAAUAUUUUUGGCUCUGUCAACAUAUAUAUAGAAGAGAAACUGAAACUGGCUAAUCCAUUUCAAAAGAUCCGGAUAGCACAGCUACAUCAAAAGCUGAGAAACUAUGCCAAAGAAAAGAAUAUAACAUUGGACAAACAGACAAAUAGUAUGCUGGUUAGAAAGAAGGAGGUUGUUGCAAGUACUUUUCACAAAGCUGGUAUUGUAGUACCAUAUGACAGCAAAACUGAAAUAGGAUAUAGAGACUUAGCUGUAACUAAUAACGAAUUAGAUAAAAUAUUGAAACAAAUAGAGCAGGCUUCAACGUCGGAAGCGAAGAAACCACCGAUGUCGAAGCUUGAGGAAGUAAUAAGGUUGGCAACGAUCGCCGCUGACGAAUGUGAUUUCGGCACAUGCUUAGAAUUGGGCCACGAUCUUUUCUCUUGCGGUGUUCCUUUUGUUCAAAACAAAGCGUUAAAUAUGCUUUCUGUCGCUUACAAUCUGUUGCAGAGACCGCAGCUAUUAGAAAUAGCUCGGGCUCAUUUAGAAGAUAGGAGACGCGGUUCGAACUUAAGUGUCCUUUAUUAAUUAUUGUAAUUUGGUUAGGGAUGUGCAAGAUCCCGGACCUGAAAUGAUCAUAUUGAAUCUUUUAAAUGUGAAUCGACCUGAUUUUAUCUUAGCUACAUGAAUUGUUGAAAUUUUCGGGAUUCUGCACAUCCUUACUAUUGACUAAAAGGAGAAUUAUUGAAAAUAUUAGAAUGAUGAUAAUUACGGUUUAUGAACAUAAACAAAAUGCAUUGUAUUUUUCAUUUUGUAUAAAAAAAAA
Molecule: messenger RNA, 1769 nt
Organism: Colletes gigas
Lineage: Eukaryota; Metazoa; Arthropoda; Insecta; Hymenoptera; Colletidae
Gene: Hpf1
Product: histone PARylation factor 1
Exons: 5
Coding region: 143-1531 (462 amino acids)
Biological process (GO): DNA damage response; regulation of protein ADP-ribosylation
Cellular component (GO): nucleus
Molecular function (GO): histone binding; poly-ADP-D-ribose binding
Source: RefSeq, a predicted model, not a curated record